This is a messenger RNA of Malus domestica (apple), 1791 nucleotides long. Its product is annotated as ethylene response sensor 1-like. Gene Ontology annotation, molecular function: phosphorelay sensor kinase activity; ethylene binding; protein binding. Gene Ontology annotation, cellular component: endoplasmic reticulum. The record is from RefSeq and is marked provisional. Gene Ontology annotation, biological process: signal transduction; phosphorylation. NCBI's taxonomy places the organism in Eukaryota, Viridiplantae, Streptophyta, Magnoliopsida, Rosales, Rosaceae.
AUGGAGUCCUGUGAUUGCAUAGACGCGCAAUGGCCCCCAGAUGAGCUGCUGGUGAAAUAUCAGUACAUCUCUGAUGUGUUCAUUGCCCUUGCCUAUUUCUCCAUUCCCUUGGAGCUCAUAUAUUUUGUGCAGAAAUCCGCUUUCUUUCCGUACAGAUGGGUGCUUGUGCAGUUCGGUGCUUUCAUUGUUCUUUGUGGAGCAACCCAUUUCAUAAAUGUAUGGACUUUCUCUAUGCACACCAAAACUGUUGCCAUAUUCAUGACUGUUGCCAAGGUUUCGUGUGCCGUUGUAUCGUGUGCUACCGCUCUAAUGCUCGUUCACAUUAUCCCGGAUUUGCUAAGCGUCAAGAAACGGGAGCUGUCGCUGAAGAGCAGAGCUGAAGAGCUUGACAAGGAGAUGGGGCUUAUGCUCACUCAGGAAGAAACAGGAAGGCAUGUUAGGAUGCUGACUCAUGAAAUUCGAAGCACGUUGGAUAGGCACACUAUAUUGAAAACUACCCUUGUUGAGUUGGGUAGAACUCUAGGCCUCCAGGAAUGCGCGUUAUGGAUGCCGUCCAGAACUGGUAUGAACCUACAGCUUUCUCACACUCUGAACUACCACAUACAAGCUGGGUCAUCUGUGUCAAUGGACCUUCCUGUUGUCAACGAAGUCUUCAACAGUUCUCGGGCAAUUCGUAUACCAUAUACCUGCCCACUGGCAAGAAUCAGACCGCUUGUGGGAAGAUAUGUACCACCUGAGGUUGUUGCUCUGCGGGUGCCCCUUUUAAAUCUUUCAAAUUUUCAAAUCAAUGACUGGCCGGAUGUCUCUGCCAAAAGCUACGCAAUCAUGGUUUUGAUUCUACCCACGGAUGGCACCAGAAAGUGGCGAGAACAUGAACUGGAGCUGGUUGAUGUUGCUCUUUCACAUGCUGCUAUUCUGGAAGAGUCUAUGCGAGCCCGUAAACAGCUCACGGAGCAGAACGAUGCUUUAGAUUUAGCUUGGAGAGAAGCAGAGAUGGCAAUCCAUGCCCGCGAUGAUUUCCUUGCUGUCAUGAACCAUGAAAUGAGGACACCAAUGCAUGCAAUCAUUGCAUUGUCUUCUCUUCUGUUAGAGACGGAACUGACUCCGGAAGAAAGGCUUAUGAUAGAGACAGCACUAAAGAGUAGCAACCUUUUGGAAACACUUGUUAAUGAUGUUUUAGAUCUUUCUAGACUUGAAGAUGAUAACCUAGAAUUAGACACUGAAAGAUUUAACCUCCAUGGAAUUUUCAGAGAGGUAAUGAAUUUGGUACAGCCCGUCGCAUCUGUGAAGAAGUUGUCUAUGACUUUGAUUCAAUCCCCUGACUUACCUGUGUAUGCCGUUGGAGAUGAGAAUCGGCUGUUGCAAACUAUUCUCAACGUUGCCGGUAAUGCUGUGAAGUUCACAAAGCAGGGCUAUAUUUCAAUUACAGCAUCUGUUGCGAAAUCAGAAUCUUCAAGAGACUGGCAACCGCCGGAGUUUUAUCCAGGGUCAACUGAUGGUUACUUCUACCUACGAGUUCAGGUUAAGGAUUCUGGCUGUGGUGUUCUCCCAGAAGAUAUUCCUCAUCUUUUCACCAAGUUUUCUCAGCCCCGAAAUGGAUCCAAUCAAAUAAACAACGGUGCAGGACUUGGACUUGCCAUUUGCAAACGGUUUGUAAACACCAUGGGAGGUCAUAUUUGGAUUGAAAGCGAGGGUAUCGACAGAGGGAGUAUCGUUGCAUUCAUCGUCCAACUAGGGAUAUGCGACAAUCAUAGUGAUACAACAACACACCAGGUCCAGAUUGCCACCUAA